UGCUGCCUAGUUUCAGUUUUCGUCAGCACUGUAAUUUCAAAGAAGAUCUACAAAAAUGUCGGAACAACGUCAUUUUUUUGUCGGCGGCAAUUGGAAAAUGAAUGGGACGUACGCCAGCAUUGACGAAAUUCUCAAAUUUUUGAACGGGGACAACUUAGAUCCCAAAACCGAAAUUGUGGUUGCACCGCCAUCUUUAUAUUUAUCCUAUGUUCGUGGUAAGCUGAACAAAAAUAUUUCUGUUGCCGCUCAAAAUGCAUACAAAGUUGAGAAAGGAGCUUUCACUGGGGACAUAAGUCCUACCCAGAUAAAAGAUGUUGGAGGUGAUUGGGUUAUUCUUGGUCACUCAGAGAGGCGACAUGUUUUCAAGGAGCCCAACGAGCUGAUUGGUGAGAAAGUAGGUCAUGCACUGUCGGCUGGUUUGAAGUUGAUUCCGUGCAUCGGGGAAAAGUUAGAGGAACGUGAAGCCAACAAAACUGAGGAGGUGUGCUUCUGCCAGAUGAAAGCAAUUGCUGAGAAUGUAAAAGACAUAAACGAUUGGAAGCGCAUAGUCAUAGCCUACGAACCCGUCUGGGCCAUUGGGACGGGCAAGGUGGCCACGCCCCAGCAAGCCCAAGAGGCCCACCACAGUGUUAGGCAGUGGAUCAGCAAAAAUGUCAGUCCAGAUGUGGCUAAGUGUGUCAGGAUUAUUUAUGGAGGUUCAGUGACAGCAGGAAACUGCAGAGAACUUGCUCAGCAACCGGAUGUUGAUGGGUUCUUGGUUGGUGGAGCCUCACUGAAGUCAGAAUUCGUUGACAUCAUCAACGCUAGGAAAUAAAUGGAAAUUAAAAUGGAGAUCAUUUUAUUUCAAAUUUUUUUCAUCAAUAUUUUGCACUUACUUGGCAAUGAUAAUGGCGAUUUUUCAAACAAAUUAACGUUAUUUACCUGGUUGUAUUGCUGAUUUUUGUUUUGGCUCAUAUUAAAAGCGAAAUAUAUAAAUAAAUAUACUGUGCUCAACCUAGUAAUUUUGAGUGAAAGGCUUAAAAAAGGCAGAAUUUAUCGGACUAGCGGUGUUUUUGAAUUUUGAAAAUAAAUUUUGACGUGUGUAUGUUUAUACAUACGGUUAUGAACCAAAUCAAACCAUAAACCCAUUAACAUUGGCUGUUAAGAAUAACAAGAAAUAGUUAUAGAAAAUAAUAUGAAUAGUUAUAAAAGUAAUAAUAAUAAAAUAAUAGCAAGAGUAACGAAAAUAACUGUGUUAAAUAAAUAUAUGAUUCAUCAAGUUGUUCACAGCAAAUAAAUAAGUUAUUUCUCGUGUUGACGGUCAGACGAAAUGAUGAUUGCUACCAAAUUAAAACAGUGAUGAUAAUAUUUAUUAUCGUUGGGAUUGCGUCAUCAUUAUGAGUGAAUGAAUGAGUGAUUGAGUAGAUAGAUGAAUGAAUAAUUGAUGAUAAUAAAAUAAUGGUAAUUAUUAUGUUAAAGAGAUAUGAUGCUAUAGCUAUGUUAGAAAUAUUUAUGAUUCAUACAAUAACAUCCAUAGCAUUGGCAAUAAUGGUGUUUCAUGUGAUGAUGAAUAUAAAGUUUUAAUGAUAUAUUAACAAAUCACGAUCUAUCUAUCUACAAAUAACAAUGUACAUAGAUACAAACAAAGUACACACAUAUAUACAUGAAUUUUAAAUACAUAGAUACAUGCACGCAGAUUCAUCACUCACACAUACAAACCACAUAUAUAAUACACACAUACCACACGCAAAAUACACACACAUACGUUCAAAAACAAAUGGAAUCAUUUAAGUUCAACUAAAGUCAAAUCAUAUUCUGGUCGCCUGUUGUAUAAAUAUUAUGAUUGGCUGGCUAAAAAUUAUGUAAGCAGGUCAAUCAAAGUUG
Molecule: messenger RNA, 1863 nt
Organism: Helobdella robusta
Lineage: Eukaryota; Metazoa; Annelida; Clitellata; Rhynchobdellida; Glossiphoniidae
Exons: 5
Coding region: 56-814 (252 amino acids)
Biological process (GO): glyceraldehyde-3-phosphate biosynthetic process; glycolytic process; glycerol catabolic process
Cellular component (GO): cytosol
Molecular function (GO): triose-phosphate isomerase activity
Source: RefSeq, a predicted model, not a curated record